AGUAUGCGUUUGGCUCCUGUCGUGGAAGUUGAGGACGAUACCGCGGAUGACUCGCAUGCCGCUGAUGUACGAUCUCGCCACUCUGUGUCUUUCGAAGUGUCAAGAGACAACCUUCUUCCGGGAACGAAGUGGUUGAAUCAACGACAUUCCUCUGCUCGAAGCGAAGGUAGGAUCCGUGAAGAAUAUGUCCCGUCGCCAUCCGAAGAAACAGAUGGCUUGGAUGUGGAUAGCGAGUUUCCUAUUCUUCAGAGCCGGCCUGGGUCAGUUCGUCAGGGACGUCCUCACCAGAACCUUACACCUGUCAUGCGCAACUCGCCAUACCUUAGCACGCCCGGCCCACAGUCUGGAGACUUGGAUGCCGGGAAAGCCGCAGUAUCUAACUCGCCUCUAGAUAUCGAAGGCGUCGAUCUUGAGGUUUUGGACUAUCUGGCAUCAAAUCCUUUAAACCUGGAUCUACUGACAGCCAACUCUGGACACAAGUUGCCGACAAUGAGCACAUUCCCUCAUGACAUUGCUCAGUCUGUCACUGCCAGUUCCCCUGAUCUGUACAUGACUUACUAUCCCGACGCCGUUUACAAGGAUCUACACUCGCAACUUCACAACCACAUUGUUGAAACCGCGAGAAAUGUAGCUCUGACGGCUCAGGGGACCCCGGAGUUUGUGCCUCGCGCCUCACCUCAACGCUCGUCAGUCUUGCCGCUGACCUGGUCAAAAGGGAUAGGAUCUGCUCAUAACUCUCCGGGCGGCUUAAAGCUCUUGGUCAACGCACACAUAACACAGAAGCGCGCCGCUAGCCUCUGGCGAAACUACCUCGAGGAGAUUGCCCCGUGGCUGGACAUGUUUGACAACAGCAAACAUUGGCAAACGACCAUAGCUCAGAUGGCCCUACGUGUAGACUGUCUACAGUUUUCCCUUCUCGCACUCUCUGCUCGUCAACAGGAGAGGAAGAGUCUAUCGCGAUCACACACAGAGAGCUUGAACCUGUACCAAGAAGCUAUAAGACUCAUCACGGUACAACUUCCUACUCUUUACACCGAGGUCAUUGCUGCAGUCAUCCUGCUGUGCGUGCUUGAGAUGAUGAGUUCUUCGCCACGCGCUUGGGCUAAACAUCUCGAUGGCUGUGCCAUGCUCCUUGAGGUUGCUGGUAUAAACGGAGUGGUUGGCGGAGUUAGGGAGGUCCUCUUCUGGACCUUCGCGCGAAUGGAUGUGUAUAAAGCAUUCAUCAGUGACACAGUUACAAGUCUGCCGACCAACCGUUGGUUCAUCUCUACAGACUCCAUGUCUGCCGCUGUCCGCCUUUUCAAGGGUAAACCGGGCAGCGACAGUUACGCUAAUUACGCCAUAUUCCUGUGUGCUGGCGUGGUCAAUAUAUUAUCGAAUAAGGAGUCAACGCCGCUUCAAGCAGAACACAGCGCCUCAGGAACCUUUGUCUCCCGUUGGAGAGCACUAUUCGAGCUCCACGAGGGAUGGUACAAUGACAGGCCAGAUGACAUGAAGCCCUUGAUAAAUUUGUUGGUCGAGGAUGAGGAGGAGACGCAGUCAAUGUUCAGCACAAUCUUGUUCAGCACUCCCGCGGGGAUAAGUGGUAACCAGGUGUAUCAUGCGUCCAUGAUUCUGCUGUUACAACACAAACCUAAAGAAAUCCGUCUCCCAAGAUCGCCGAGAACCAUGCUGUGGCAUGCACGGCAGAUUUGUGGUAUUUCACUUUCGAACAGCGACCAUGGUGCUUUGGUCAACGCACUACAGCCCAUCUGGAUAGCAGGAAAGUUGAUGUCUUAUCGUCGUGAGCAUAAAGUUAUUUUGGACCUUCUGAAGUUCAUCGAGGAGGAGACCGGUUGGGCAACCUCGUGGCGUGCAGAGGAUCUAAAGGAGUUCUGGGGCAUUUACGAUGAACAAGCCUGAUCUGGGAUUCAUCUAUUCUUUGCAGGGCCACUAAAAAUGCUGUUCAUCAGACUUCUACGACACAGAGCGUUGUCUUUUCAAGCAGAGGGAAAAUUUCC
Messenger RNA from Exophiala mesophila, 2000 nucleotides. RefSeq lists its product as uncharacterized. Bases 4 to 1902 code for a protein of 632 amino acids. The record is from RefSeq and is a predicted model, not a curated record. Lineage: Eukaryota; Fungi; Ascomycota; Eurotiomycetes; Chaetothyriales; Herpotrichiellaceae. The transcript has a single exon. Gene Ontology annotation, biological process: positive regulation of transcription by RNA polymerase II. Gene Ontology annotation, cellular component: nucleus. Gene Ontology annotation, molecular function: DNA-binding transcription factor activity; transcription cis-regulatory region binding.